AUGACGGACACUGAGGACAUUGGGGAGAUGGAGGAGGAGGAGUUUGAAGAGUAUGUUGUUGAGGAGUAUUCCACCUCGGAGACUAUCACUUCAACCACUACUACAAGUGCGGGUGAGACUGCGCAGUCUGGACUGGGCACCAGGAAAGUGCGGAAGAAGGUCAAGGUGGAUACUUCCAAGUUCAUGACUCCGUACCUGGCCCACAGCCAGAAGAUGCUGGAUCAGUACAGUCACAACAAGUACAGACAUGCGUAUGAUGUGUCUAGAGGAACUCCGCCCGCUGUCACCACGGACUCGCCUGAGAUGAUCCGCAUCAGGAAGGCCCAGGCGCAGCUCAGCGAGGUCAAAUACCGGAUGGAGGGAAACAAGGUUCGGACAACGAGUUUGUACGACGGUGAAGCUCGAGAGGUCGCCCACGUGAAGCGCGUCUCCGAGCUCAUCAGCAAGGUCUUGUACAGGCAGAAGUGGGACGAGACCAAGGACCGGUACCUGCUGCCUCCCGAUGCCCCUGAACUGGUUCUGGCCGUAAAGAACGCUGCUAACUACAGCAAAAAACUGUACGCUGAGGACUGGAACGAAGAGAAGACCAUGUUCUACCCGUACAGUGACAGCCCCGAGCUCCGCAGAGUGGCCAAGGCCCAGGAGGUCCUCAGCGACGUCCUUUAUAAGAAGGGUCACGAUCAACGCAAGGCCAAGUACACCUCGCUCGCCGACCCUCCUGAAAUGGAACUGGCCAGAAAGGCGGCGGACCAACGCAGUGAUCUCAAGUACAAGGAGGACUACAAUAAGAACGUGAGGGGACAGUGGUGCGAGACGCCGUACUUCGACGUGGCCACCGCCCGAGUCGCCAUGGAGAACCUCAGCCAGAAAAGAUACACGCAGGACUUUGAGAACGAAAAAGACCAAAUAUACUUCAUGCAAACCGACACGCCGCUCUACGACACGCAGAAGAAGUCUCGCAUCACGGCCAGCGAGGUCCAGUAUAAGAAGGACUACGAGAAGACGAAAAUGAAGUGCGGCUACAACACGCUCCCCGCCACAGAAAACCCACUGCUACGACAGCUACGCUACGCCGGCACCAUCCUCAGUGACAAAGUGUACAAAGCCAACUAUGAAAGCUCCAGAGGUUCCAGCAUCAACUACUGCGACACGCCCAAGUUCCAGAUGGAUUCAGUUCUGAAGAAGUUCACAGACGCGCAUUACAAAGACAAGUACGAAAACGAAGUGAAGGGACACUACCUCGGCAGCUACGAGGACGUGUACAUGCUGCACUGCCAGAAAGUCGAGGAGUACAAGAAAGAUCAACUGUACAAAGCUGAUUAUGAAGACAUUAAGACCAGAUGUUUCUACCCACAAACCAUCACUCCGGAGUAUGAGGUCACCAAGAAGCGCCACGACUGCACCGAUAAAGUUUACCGCCAACACCCGGACACAGUGAAGUUCACACAGGUCACAGAUUCUCCCGUGAUGCUGCAAGCGCUUCUCAACGGCAAAAACCUGAGCGACCUGAACUACAAGAAACAGUACGAGGAGAUGAAGUUCAAGAACAGCCUUCCUCCAGACUACCCCUUCUUCAUCCAGUCCAGAGUCAACGCCUACAACCUCAGCGAUAACUGCUACAAAUACGACUGGGAAAAGUCUAAAGCCAAGAAGUUUGAAGUUAAGGGCGACGCCAUCUCGAUCCUGGCCGCUCGCGCUCACACCAACAUCGCCAGUGAUGUUAAAUACAAGAAGGAGUAUGAGAAGAAUAGAGGACACAUGAUUGGAGCUCUGAGCAUCAAAGACGACCCCAAACUGGUGCAUUCUCUUCAUUUGGCAAAGAUUCAGAGCCAUAAAGAGUACAUCAAGGACUAUGAAAAGAUCAAGACCAAAUACCACAGCCCUCUGGACAUGAUCUCUCUGACCACCGCCAAGAAGUCCCAGGCCAUCGCCAGCAUGGCCGGGUACCGCAAGAUCAGCUCAAACUACUUCAUGCCCUACGACAGCAUCCUGCUCGACCUCGCCAAGAAGGCCAACAUCAUCCAGAGCAACAACGACUACAAAUCUGACUACAACAACUACGUAAAGGGCUCUCCGUGGGUCACCUUCGGCUCGAUGGAGGUGGAGAAGGUGAAGAAGGCUGGCGAGAUCCUGAACGAGAGAAAGUACAGGCAGCACCCAGACACCAUUCCCUUCACUCCCAUCGACGACCAUCCCAUCAUGAUGCAGGCCAAGGUCAACCAGCUGCAGAGGAGCGAUAUGUUUUACAAGAAAGGCCUGGAGGAGAUCCAUCAGAAAUACUCGCUGCCUCCAGACAUCCCCGAGUUCCUUCAGGCCAAGUGCAACUCCUACAACAUGAGCAACAAAAACUACAAGCAGGCCUGGCUGGAUCACAUCGCUAAAGGCUACGACAUGAGGACUGAUGCUAUCUCUGUUAUUGCUGCUAAAGCUGCUCGUCACGCUGCCAGUGAUGUCCAGUAUAAGAAGGCGUACGUCAAAUCCAAGGGGAAAAUGGUCGGGUGCCGCAGCAUCAAGGACGACCCUCUGCUGGUUCACUACAUGGAAGUGGCCAAACACCAGAGCGACAAGAACUACAAGAAGGACUACCACAAGUCCAAGCUGAAGUACCACACUCCGGUCGACAUGAUGAGCCUGGCCCACGCCAAAGCGGCCUCUAAAGCCCAGACCAAUGCCGGGUACAGGAAGAUCCCACACAGCUACUGCCUCCUUCCGGGCGCCAUGAACCUGGAACUGGCUCGUAACAUGAAUUUCAACGCUAGUGAUGUGAAUUACAAAAUGGAGUAUGAGAGCUGUGUGAAGGGCACGGGCUGGGUUCCCAUCGGCUCUCUGGAAGUGGAGAAGGCCAAAGCCGCCGCUAAAGCUCUGGACGAGAGAAGCUACAGACAACCUCCAACCGGCUUCAAGUUCACCAGUGGAAUGGACUCUAUGACCAUGGAACUGGCCAAGACCAACAGCCGCAACAUCAACGAGAAGGACUACAGAGCCAGUGGAGAGAAGUUCAUGCACACGUACCACCUUCCUGCCGACGCCCCUGAGUUCCAGCAGGCCAGAUACAACGCCGUCAACGUCAGCAAAAACUACUACACCUACGCUCACAGACGAGACCUGCUCAAGGGACACCACAUGAAGGAGGACUCCAUUCCCGUGGUGGCUGCGAAGCUGUCCACCCGCAUUGCCAGCGACUACAAGUACAAGCUGGAGUUCCAGAAAGCCAAGGGACACCAUGUGGGCAUCCGCAACAUCAAGGACGACCCUCUGCUGGUUCACUACAUGGAAGUGGCCAAACACCAGAGCGAAAAGAACUACAAGAAGGACUACCACAAGUCCAAGCUGAAGUACCACUCCCCGGUCGACAUGAUGAGCCUGGUCCACGCCAAAGCGGCCUCUAAAGCCCAGACCAUGGCCGGGUACAGGAAGAUCCCACACAGCUACUGCCUCAUGCCCGACAACAUGGGAAUGCAGCUCUGCCGAACCAUGAUGGAUAUCCAGAGUGAUAACAAUUACAAGUCUGAGUACAACAACUACAGCAGAGGCACCGGGUGGAUUCCCAUCGGCUCCAUUCCGGUGGAGUUGGCGAAGACCGCUACGUCUGCCCUGGACGACAAAGGCUACCGUCAACACCCCAGCAGCUUCAAGUUCACCAGCAAAACCGACGCUAUGCACAUGGCCCUGGCUCUGGCCAACACCAAGAUCAUGGAUAAUGCGACUUACCGAGCUAACGGCGAGAAGUUUGUGCACACAUACAACCUCCCUGCAGACAGCCCAGGGUUCCUCCAGGCUAAGUUCAACGCCCAGACCCUGAGCGAGAGUCACUAUAAGCACAAGUGGCUGGAGACCAUCGCUAAAGGCUACGACAUGAGGCCUGAUGCUAUCUCCGUCCUCCACGCCAAGCAGGGAAGACACAUCGCUAGUGACGUCCAGUAUAAGAAAGAGUUUGUCAAAUCCAAGGGGAAAAUGGUGGGGUGCCGCAGCAUAAAGGACGACCCUCUGCUGGUUCACUACAUGGAAGUGGCCAAACACCAGAGCGAAAAGAACUACAAGAAGGACUACAACAAGUCCAAGCUAAAGUACCACUCCCCGGUCGACAUGAUGAGCCUGGUCCACGCCAAAGAGGCCUCUAAAGCCCAGACCAUGAUCGGCUACAAGAAGAUCCCACACAGCUUCUUCCUGUUGCCCGACAAUCUGCACCUGCGCCUUUGCCGUACGAUGAACACCCAGGCUAGUGAUACUGAGUACAAAUCUGAAUACAACAACUACGUGAGGGGAGCCGGCUGGGUUCCCAUCGGCUCGAUCCCGGUAGAGACGGCGAGAGUCGGUGGAGAGAUUCUGAGCGAGAGGAAAUACCGCACUCAUCCUUCCAUCUUCAAAUCCCAAAAACUCAUGGACUCGAUGGACGUCGCUCUGGCCACUGCCAACAACCAGAUCAUGAACAAGCAAGCCUACACAGCCAAAUGGGAGAAGGACAAGACCACAAUCCACGUCAUGCCUGAUGCUAUGGAUGUGGUGCUGGCUAAAGCUAACUCCAUCACCAUGAACCAGAAAUUGUACAAAGCCGGUGUGAUGGAGAUGGCUCUCAAAGGACACAACAUGAAAGCUGAUGCUAUCCCAAUUCUUGCUGCUAAGAGUGGAACCAUUAUCGCCAGCGACUACAAGUACAAGCUGGCGUUCCAGAAAGCCAAGGGACACCAUGUGGGCAUCCGCAACAUCAAGGACGACCCUCUGCUGGUUCACUACAUGGAAGUGGCCAAACACCAGAGCGAAAAGAACUACAAGAAGGACUACCACAAGUCCAAGCUGAAGUACCACUCCCCGGUCGACAUGAUGAGCCUGGCCCACGCUAGAGCCGCCUCAAAAGCCCAAACUAAUGCUGGAUACAAGCAGAUCUCUCACAGCAACCUCCUGAUGCCCGAUGCUAUGAAUUUGGUGUUGGCACGGUCCAUGAACACCAUCUGCAGCGAUGUUGAGUACAAAUCUGAAUACAACAACUACGUGAGGGGAGCCGGCUGGGUUCCCAUCGGCUCGAUCCCGGUAGAGACGGCGAGAGUCGGUGGAGAGAUUCUGAGCGAGAGGAAAUACCGCACUCAUCCUUCCAUCUUCAAAUCCAAAAAACUCAUGGACUCGAUGGACGUCGCUCUGGCCACUGCCAACAACCAGAUUAUGAACAAGCAAGCCUACACAGCCAAAUGGGAGAAGGACAAGACCACAAUCCACGUCAUGCCUGAUGCUAUGGAUGUGGUGCUGGCUAAAGCUAACUCCAUCACCAUGAACCAGAGCUUAUACAAAGCCGGAGUGAUGCAAAUGGCUCUCAAAGGACACAACAUGAAAGCCGAUGCUAUCCCAAUCGUAGCUGCUAAGAGUGGAACCAUUAUUGCCAGCGACUACAAGUACAAGCUGGCGUUCCAGAAAGCCAAGGGACACCAUGUGGGCAUCCGCAACAUCAAGGACGACCCUCUGCUGGUUCACUACAUGGAAGUGGCCAAACACCAGAGCGAAAAGAACUACAAGAAGGACUACCACAAGUCCAAGCUGAAGUACCACUCCCCGGUCGACAUGAUGAGCCUGGUCCACGCUAGAGCUGCCUCAAAAGCCCAGACCAAUGCUGGAUACAAGAAGAUCUCUCACAGCAACCUCCUCCUCCCUGACGCCAUGAACCUGGAACUGGCUCGUAAGAUGCAGUUCAUUGCCAGUGAUAAUCAGUACAAGAGUGAGUACGAGAGCUGCUUCAAAGGCCUGGGAUGGGUGCCCAUUGGGUCCGUGGCCGUGGAGUUGGCCAAACUGGCGGCUCAGAGUUUACGCGAGAGGGGUUACCGCCAACACCCAAGCCAGUUCAAGUUCACCAAAGACAUGCAGUCUAUGGAUGUGGCUCUGGCAACUCUCAACAACCAGAUUAUGAACAAGCAAGCCUACACUAAAGCCUGGGAGAAGGACAAGACAUCUAUACACAUUAUGCCUGAUGCCAUGGACAUUGUUCUGGCUCGUGAUAACAAAAAGAACUUCAGCGAGAAACUGUACACGCUGGACAAUUACUUGGCGAAGAAGAAGGGACACCAUUACCGUGCUGACGCCAUCUCUGUCCAAGCUGCCAAGGCCACCACAGCCAUCGCCAGUGACUACAAGUACAAGGCCGGAUACCGUAAGCAGGUCGGGCAUCACAUCGGAGCUCGCAGCAUCGAGGACGAUCCUCUGCUGAUGCUGGCUCUGAACAACGCCAAAAUUGCCAGUGACGCUCUGUACAAGAAGGACUUCCACAAAUCCAAGACCAAGUUCCAUCUGCCCGUGGACAUGAUCGCCUUCGAACUGGCCAAGAAGAACCAGAUCCAAGUGAACCACGCCAACUACAUCACAAGGCUGCACAACUGGACCUGUCUCCCCGACUCCACCGAUGUGGUCCAGGCCAGAGCUGCCUACGACAUCCAGAGCGACGCUGUGUACAAAGCAGAUCAGAAGUGGCUCAGGGGUAUGGGAUGGGUGCCCAUUGGUUCAAUCGAUGUUGAGAAAGUCAAAUACGCUGGUAAGAUCCUUGACGAGAAGAAUUAUCGCCAGCAUCCAUGCAACUUCAAGUUCACCAGCACUGCCGAAGACAUGCCCAUGGCUUUGGCAAAGGCGAACAACCAAAUCAUGAACAAGAGUGCCUACACAGCCGCCUGGGAGAAGGACAAAACUACUGUCCACAUUAUGCCUGACGCCAUGGAUGUUGUUCUUGCCAAAGCCAACAAAUCCAACUACAGUUUGAAUUCAUACAAGCAGGCUCAUGAAGCGGCUAAGAAGAAGGGUUACGACCUGCGCCAAGAUGCUAUUUCCAUUUUGGCGGCCAGGGCUUCAAGAGACAUUGCCAGUGAUUACAAGUACAAGGCCGGAUACCGCAAGCAGGUCGGCCAUCACAUCGGUGCUCGCAGCAUUGCUGACGAUCCUCUGCUGAUGCUGGCACUGAACAACGCCAAAAUCGCCAGUGACGCUCUGUACAAGAAGGACUUCCACAAAUCCAAGACCAAGUUCCAUCUGCCCGUGGACAUGAUCGCCUUCGAACUGGCCAAGAAGAACCAGAUCCAAGUGAACCACGCCAACUACAUCACAAGGCUGCACAACUGGACCUGUCUCCCCGACUCCAACGAUGUGGUCCAGGCCAGAGCUGCCUACGACAUCCAGAGCGACGCUGUAUACAAGGCUGAUCUGAGGUGGCUCAAGGGAACAGGAUGGGUGCCCAUUGGUUCAGUUGAUGUGGAGAAAGCUAAAUACGCUGGCAAGAUCCUUGAAGAGAGAAGCUAUCGCCAGCACCCAAGCAACUUUAAGUUCAAGAUGACCACAGAAGACAUGCCCAUGGUUCUGGCCAAGGCCAACAACCAGAACAUGAACAAGACCUCCUACGUUGAAGCCUGGAACAAUGAUAAGACCAAAAUCCACGUUAUGCCUGAUGCCAUGGAUAUCCUCCUGGCCAAAGCCAACAAUUAUAACUUCAGCGAGAAAGCGUACAAGCAGGACUACAUGGAUGCCAAGAAGAAGGGCUAUGACUUGCGCCAAGAUGCAAUUUCCGUUUUGGCCGCAAAGUUAGGAAGGGACAUUAUCAGUGAUUACAAGUACAAGACUGGAUACCGUAAGCAGGUCGGACAUCACAUCGGCGCUCGGUGUGUCCAAGACGAUCCUCUGCUGAUGCUGGCUAUAAACAACGCCAAAAUCGCCAGUGACGCUCUGUACAAGAAGGACUUCAACAAAUCCAAGACCAAGUUCCAUCUGCCCGUGGACAUGAUCGCCUUCGAACUGGCCAAGAAGAACCAGAUCCAAGUGAACCACGCCAACUACAUCACAAGGCUGCACAACUGGACCUGUCUCCCCGACUCCACCGAUGUGGUCCAGGCCAGAGCUGCCUACGACAUCCAGAGCGACGCGGUGUACAAGGCGGAUCUGAAGUGGCUCCAGGGUCUGGGAUGGGUGCCCAUUGGGUCAGUUGAUGUUGAGAAAGCUAAAUACGCUGGAAAAAUCCUUGAAGAGAGAAGCUAUCGCCAGCAUCCCAGCAGUUUCAAGUUCAAGCUCACGACUGAAGACAUGCCCAUGGUUUUAGCCAAGGCUAACAACCAGAAUAUGAAUAUGAAAUCAUAUGUUGAAGCUUGGAACAAUGACAAGACAAACAUUCACAUUAUGCCUGAUGCAAUGGAUGUCCUCUUGGCUAAAGCUAACAAUGUCAACUACAGUGAGAAAGCGUACAAGCAGGCGUAUGUGGACGACAAGAAGAAGGGCUACGACCUGCGCCAGGACGCUAUUUCAAUUCUGGCGGCCAAAGCGGGCAGAGAUAUCGUCAGCGAUUACAAGUACAAGACCGGAUACCGUAAGCAGGUGGGUCACCACAUCGGCGCUCGCUGUGUCCAGGACGACCCCCUGAUCAUGCUGGCUCUGAACAACGCCAAAAUCGCCAGUGACGCUCUGUACAAGAAGGAUUUCAAUCAAUCCAAGACCAAGUUCAACCUCCCUGUAGACAUGAUCGCCUUCGAACUGGCCAAGAAGAACCAGAUCCAAGUGAACCACGCCAACUACAUCACAAGGCUGCACAACUGGACCUGUCUCCCCGACUCCACCGAUGUGGUCCAGGCCAGAGCUGCCUACGACAUCCAGAGCGACGCUGUGUACAAAGCUGAUCUGAAAUGGCUGCAAGGUCUCGGCUGGGUGCCCAUAGGUUCUUUGGAUGUGGAGAAAGCCAAGAAAGCUGGCGAGAUUCUGAGUGAGCGAAAGUAUCGUCAGCAUCCAAGUACAGUGCCGUUUAAGAGUCUCACUGACGCCAUGAAUAUGGUCCUUUGCAAGAACAAUGCACAAAUUAUGAACCAGCGCCAGUACGUGGAGGCCUGGGAGAAGGACAAGACAAACUUGCACAUUCUGCCGGACACUCCUGAGAUCGUCCUGUCUCAGCAGAACUGCAUCAACAUGAGCAGGAAACUGUACAGACAAGGAUUUGAGGACACCAUCAAGAAGGGCUACUUCCUGCCUGUGGACGCCAUUUCAGUGAAGGCCGCUAAAGGAGGCAGGGAGAUUAUCAGUGAUUACAAGUACAAGACCGGAUACCGUAAGCAGGUGGGCCACCACAUCGGCGCCCGCUGUGUCCAGGACGACCCCCUAAUCAUGCUGGCUCUGAACUCGGCCAGAAUCGCCAGUGACGCUCUGUACAAGAAGGACUUCAACAAAUCCAAGACCAAGUUCAACCUCCCUGUGGACAUGCUGAACCUGGAACUGGCCAAGAAAUGCCAGAUCCAAGUGAACGACUUCAACUACAGGACGAGGCUGCACAACUGGACCUGUCUGCCCGACUCCAGCGACGUGGUCCAGGCCCGGAAGGCGUACGACCUCCAGAGCGACGCCGUGUACAAGGCAGAUCUGGAGGAGGUGGUGGGUGUGGGAUGGGUGCCUAUCGGAUCGCUGGAUGUGCUGAAAGCCAAGCACGCCGCCAAAAUCCUCAGCGACCGUUUGUACAAGCUGAAACCGGACACUCAGAAAUACACCUCUGACACUCACUCCAUCCCCAUGGUCCUGGCCAAAACCAAUGCAGACAUCAUGAACAAGAAAAGUUAUGUUGCAGCCUGGGAAGCGGACAAGACCAAGACCCACCUCACUCCUGAUCUGCCAGAACUGCUGCUUUCUAAGGCCAAUGCCUACAACAUCAGCAAGAAAAUCUACAGAGAAGCUGUGGACAAGAUGUUCAAAAAGGGCUACGACAUGAAACCUGACGCUAUCUCUGUGAUCGCCGCCAAAAAGGGCAGAGAAAUCAUCAGUGACUACAAGUACAAGACCGGAUACCGUAAGCAGGUGGGCCACCACAUCGGCGCCCGCUGUGUCCAGGACGACCCCCUAAUCAUGCUGGCUCUGAACUCGGCCAGAAUCGCCAGUGACGCUCUGUACAAGAAGGACUUCAACAAAUCCAAGACCAAGUUCAACCUCCCUGUGGACAUGCUGAACCUGGAACUGGCCAAGAAAUGCCAGAUCCAAGUGAACGACUUCAACUACAGGACGAGGCUGCACAACUGGACCUGUCUGCCCGACUCCAGCGACGUGGUCCAGGCCCGGAAGGUCUACGACCUCCAGAGCGACGCUGUGUACAGAGCGGACAUGGAGUGGAUCAGGGGGUGCGGCUGGGUGCCCAUCGGGUCGGUCGACGUGGAAAAGGCGAAGAAAGCCGGAGAGAUCCUGAGCGAAAGAAAGUAUCGCCAACCACCCACUCUCUUCAAAGCCGUCGCCAAGACCACAGACAUGCCCUACGCGCUGGCUAAAGCUAACGCCGAGAUCAUGAACAAGAAAGCCUACGUCGCUGCCUGGGAGAAGGACAAGGUUCACCUGCACAUCCAGCCCGACACUCCAGAGAUUGUCCUGUCCAAGCAGAACAAUAUCAACAUGAGCCUGAAAGGCUACAAGGAAGCCUUCGUUAACAUGAUCAACAAAGGGUACUACCUCCCCAAAGACGCCGUGUCCGUGCUGGCCGCCAGAGCCUCCAGAGACAUCGUCAGUGAUUACAAGUACAAAGCCGGGUUCCGUAAGCAGUGCGGACACCACAUUGGAGCCCUCAGUGUGAAUGACGACCCUAUGUGUCUGCUGGCGGCUAACAACGCUAGGAUCACCAGCGACAACAUCUACAAGAAGGACUUCAACAAAUCCAAGACCAAGUACAACCUCCCUGUGGACCUGCUGUCUCUGGAACUGGCCAAGAAAUGCCAGAUCCAAGUGAACGACUUCAACUACAGAACCAAGCUGCACAACUGGACCUGUCUGCCCGACUCCAGCGACGUGGUCCAGGCCCGGAAGGUUUACGACCUCCAGAGCGACGCUGUGUACAAAGCAGACAUGGAGUGGCUGAGAGGCUGCGGCUGGUCUCCUCAAGACUGCGUUGAUGUCAUCAAAGUGCGACACGCCCAGAAGAUCCUAAACGACCGUCUGUACAAACAGCCCCCGAGCACCGUCAAGUUCACCAGCGUGGUGGACCUGCCCGCCAUCGUGCUGUCCAAGCAGAACGCCGCCAACAUUAGUGAGAAAAAAUACAGAGAGGUUUGGGAUAAGGACAAGCUGACGUAUCACAUGCCGCCAAACGCUCCUGCCUUCGAGCUGUCCAAGGCCAACGCCGUGGCCAUCAGCAACAAACUCUACACAAAAGAGUGGGACAACAGCAAAGCCAAAGGAUACCACAUCAAGCAGGACGCCAUCUCCGUGAUCAAAGCCAAAGCUUCCAGAGACAUCAUCAGUCAAUACAAGUACCUGGCUUCCUACCGUAAGCAGGUCGGACACCACAUCGGAGCCAGAUGCGUAGAGGAGGAUCCCCUGAUCAUGCUGGCGAUGCACGGCAUGAAAAUCGCCAGCGACAACAUCUACAAGAAGGACUUCAACAAAUCCAAGACCAAGUUCAACCUCCCUGUGGACAUGCUGAACCUGGAACUGGCCAAGAAAUGCCAGAUCCAAGUGAACGACUUCAACUACAGAACCAAGCUGCACAACUGGACCUGUCUGCCCGACUCCACUGAUGUGGUCCAGGCCCGGAAGGCGUACGACCUCCAGAGCGACGCCGUGUACAAAGCCGACUUGGAAUGGAUCCGAGGCUGCGGCUGGAUCCCCCACGAGUCUGUGGACGUCAUGAAGGUGAAGCACGCCCAGAAGGUCCUGGCAGAAACCCUGAGCCUGAGUCUAAACCAGACCCUGAGUCUAAACCAGACCCUGAGCCUGAGUCUAAACCAGACCCUGAGUCUAACCCAGACCCUGAGCCUGAGUCUAAACCAGACCCUGAGCCUGAGUCUAAACCAGACCCUGAGCCUGAGUCUAAACCAGACCCUGAGUCUAACCCAGACCCUGAGCCUGAGUCUAAACCAGACCCUGAGCCUGAGUCUAAACCAGACCCUGAGCCUGAGUCUAAACCAGACCCUGAGUCUAACCCAGACCCUGAGCCUGAGUCUAAACCAGACCCUGAGUCUAACCCAGACCCUGAGCCUGAGUCUAAACCAGACCCUGAGCCUGAGUCUAAACCAGACCCUGAGCCUGAGUCUAAACCAGACCCUGAGCCUGAGUCUAAACCAGACCCUGAGCCUGAGUCUAAACCAGACCCUGAGUCUAACCCAGACCCUGAGCCUGAGUCUAAACCAGACCCUGAGCCUGAGUCUAAACCAGACCCUGAGUCUAACCCAGACCCUGAGCCUGAGUCUAAACCAGACCCUGAGCCUGAGUCUAAACCAGACCCUGAGCCUGAGUCUAAACCAGACCCUGAGCCUGAGUCUAAACCAGACCCUGAGCCUGAGUCUAAACCAGACCCUGAGCCUGAGUCUAAACCAGACCCUGAGCCUGAGUCUAAACCAGACCCUGAGUCUAACCCAGACCCUGAGCCUGAGUCUAAACCAGACCCUGAGCCUGAGUCUAAACCAGACCCUGAGUCUAACCCAGACCCUGAGCCUGAGUCUAAACCAGACCCUGAGCCUGAGUCUAAACCAGACCCUGAGCCUGAGUCUAAACCAGACCCUGAGCCUGAGUCUAAACCAGACCCUGAGCCUGAGUCUAAACCAGACCCUGAGUCUAACCCAGACCCUGAGCCUGAGUCUAAACCAGACCCUGAGCCUGAGUCUAAACCAGACCCUGAGCCUGAGUCUAAACCAGACCCUGAGCCUGAGUCUAAACCAGACCCUGAGCCUGAGUCUAAACCCAGACCCUGAGCCUGAGUCUAAACCAGACCCUGAGCCUGAGUCUAAACCAGACCCUGAGCCUGAGUCUAAACCCUGA
Knipowitschia caucasica is the source of this 12726-nucleotide messenger RNA. The record is from the annotation of a GenBank genome assembly. Lineage: Eukaryota; Metazoa; Chordata; Actinopteri; Gobiiformes; Gobiidae.